Molecule: messenger RNA, 699 nt
Organism: Liolophura sinensis
Lineage: Eukaryota; Metazoa; Mollusca; Polyplacophora; Chitonida; Chitonidae
Product: alpha-1A adrenergic receptor-like
Exons: 3
Coding region: 1-699 (232 amino acids)
Biological process (GO): G protein-coupled receptor signaling pathway
Cellular component (GO): membrane
Molecular function (GO): G protein-coupled receptor activity
Source: RefSeq, a predicted model, not a curated record
AUGGACAACACGACUGAAACCAGUGAUGUUCGGCACACCGAUCUUACCGGCAGAGUUAUAAUCUCUGUCAUCUUCGGGAGCAUCAUUCUCAUCGGUAUUAUCGGCAAUAUGUUGGUCAUUAGCCUGAUAGUGCUGGUGAAGAAGCUGCAUUCAGUGGUGAACCUGUGUCUGGGCUGUCUGGCUGUGGUGGAUCUGAUGGUGCUGGUGUUCCUGCCUAUUACUCCGUGGCUUAAUCUUUACGAUAUGGGACACUCAUCUUUAGGACGAAACUUCUGUAUUGUCCUAGGGCCUAUGGAUAGACCAGUCCUGGUCUGCUCCGUUCUAAUUUUCCUGUUGAUAGGAGUGAAGCGCUAUACGAUUGUGUGCCAUCCACUAAAGUCGUUAGGAUGGUGGACACGGAAGAAAGUCUGUCUACUACUGGUCAUCAUCUUCGUGACCUCUGCUGGGGUGGCCGUGCCAAUUGGAAUAGUCACCAGAUAUGAUGAUGCUGACAUUAAUGGCAAUAGAAAUUUGACCAAUAACCGUGUUGAUCUGAUAAAUGAUCAACAGUUAAAUGAUCCUAUCCUUAAAACCAAAAGUGCUAUAGAGAAGCGACUGUCCAGGAGUCGGUGGAAGUUGUACAGCUAUGUCCCGUUCUCAAGUCGCUGUGAUGCUCGUGGUGUUCCUUACAGUAUUUGUUAUCUGCAAUCUGCCUCGUAA